Molecule: messenger RNA, 758 nt
Organism: Dendronephthya gigantea
Lineage: Eukaryota; Metazoa; Cnidaria; Anthozoa; Malacalcyonacea; Nephtheidae
Product: cuticle collagen 2-like
Exons: 3
Coding region: 107-613 (168 amino acids)
Source: RefSeq, a predicted model, not a curated record
AGCCGUUUUAAAAGAGUAGUUUCAAAAGAGACGGAAACCUAUUUUGCCCACUCCAGAAAGAAGAAAGGAAGUACAGAAAUCUAUCUUGCUACACAAACCGUACAAAAUGGAUUUGAGAGUUCUAGUCUCAACGUUGCUACUCAUAGUGGCUUUUACUGACGCAAAACCGAAUAAGUCAGCUUUGAAAAGAACUAUAGCCACCUGCCAAAGCGCCUGUCCACAAAUAUGUGCACCAGCCUGCACACCCGUUUGUUGUGCCCGGCCUGCACCUCCAGCUCCACCUGGUCCCCCUGGCCUCGAUGGUCCUAUGGGUCUUCCUGGUGCUCCAGGACCAGAUGGUCCCAAAGGUCCACUUGGAAUGCCAGGACCACCAGGUCCGCCAGGUCCUGCAGGACCGCCCGGUGCACCAGCAGGGCCACCAGGAAACGAUGGUCCACCUGGGCCAAUGGGUUCUCCUGGUAAUCAAGGUCCCCCAGGUGAUCCAGGUCCACAAGGUCCAAUGGGCCUACCAGGUCCACAAGGUCCCCCAGGACUGGCUUCAUCAUGCGCCCCGGUAUGUGCGAGGACAUGCGUCAGGUCAUGCCCUGCGACAUGCUGCCACGGAAUGAAAUAAUCAUAUGGAUCAGAACGGUUAUAUAGUGUUGAAUUUAUCAAAGCAUUUGACACGGCAAUUACAUUCAUGUCAUGUGUAACUAUUUCGUUAUAAUUCGCUAUCUUGUAGUACUGUAAUAAUAAUAAAUAAAUAGUGUUCUAUAUUA